Messenger RNA from Lecanosticta acicola, 702 nucleotides. The record is from the annotation of a GenBank genome assembly. NCBI's taxonomy places the organism in Eukaryota, Fungi, Ascomycota, Dothideomycetes, Mycosphaerellales, Mycosphaerellaceae.
AUGGACCCGCAUCUCUACCAACACCCCUCGCCCCUCGAAGGCUACGAAAACCUCGAUCCACUAUCCAAGUAAGCCUACGCCUAGCCUCAAGCUCCUAGGAAUCCCUAUACCAACAGCCACACACAGCGACCGCAACCCCCAAGAUGGCAAAUCCCUCCUCAACCCAACCCCAACAACAACCCCUCCCAGCACCGCCUACCAGAAAUUCCCCAGCCCCAUCCACAACGGCCCCCUCGCCGCAGGCUUCGACAUCCACAUCUACUUCCUCCCCAGCAACCCCACAGAGCUAGCCUACGCCACGGCCCUGCACGAGCGCAUCCGGCGCGAAUUCCCCGAAUUGCGAAUCUACGAAUUGAAACCCCACCCCAUCGGCCCGCAUCCCGUCGGUAUGUUCGAGGUCAAUCUCUUCACGCCCGCGCAGUUCGGGGCUUUUGUGAGCUGGCUGGUCAUCUGGCGCGGUCCGCUGAGUGCGCUGAUUCAUCCGAAUACCGGGAGCAAUGAGAGGGAUCAUACCCAGAGGGCGACUUGGUAUGGUUGUCCCGUUUCCUUUGAAAAAUGGUGAGAUGUUCUUUUGUUUUGUUUUUUGCUGAUUGAUCGUGUAGGAUGGGUCAGCCGUACCCUCUACAGACCUGGAUGCUCCGCAAGCUAGAUGAAAAGAAUAGACAGGAAGCGACCAAGGGCAACGGGACAUCAGCCUUCUGA